Molecule: messenger RNA, 1179 nt
Organism: Bursaphelenchus okinawaensis
Lineage: Eukaryota; Metazoa; Nematoda; Chromadorea; Rhabditida; Aphelenchoididae
Source: the annotation of a GenBank genome assembly
AUGGCUCCUAACUUGAACCAGAAAGAGGCUUCUGAAGACAAGAACAAACCCAAGAAGGUCUCUUCUCAAGGUGGAGAUGUUCAUUGUGCCAGUUCCGUUCAGCUGAAUCUUCCUGUCAAAAAGGUAAAGUUGAAAUAAUUUUUGGGUAAUAAUUUUUUAGGUUGUUGUACACCCAUUAGUGCUGCUGAGUGUUGUGGACCACUUCAACAGAGUCAGUAAAACUCAGAGUGUCAAGAGAGUUGUCGGUGUUCUCCUUGGUUCUAUGAAAGGCGACAAGACUUUGGACAUUGCCAACAGCUUUGCAGGUAUGUUAGUUUACGGUAGAUUAUUUUUGUUUUAGUUCCGUUUGACGAAGAUGAUAAGGACAAAGAGACUUGGUUUUUGGACAAAGAUUACCUCGAAAACAUGUAUGGAAUGUUCUUCAAGGUCGCUGCCAAGGAGAAGAUCGUUGGUUGGUAUCACACCGGGCCAAAGCUUUGCAAGGUAUAGAAUGUUCAUUGAUUUAAAAAGUUUACUUUCUGUAUAAAAUUUUAUUUUUUUUAGAAUGAUGUCCAUAUCAACAACUUGAUGAAACAAUUUACUGCAAACCCCGUUCUCAUUGUUAUUCAAGCUGUUCCCAAAGACUUGGGUCUUCCAACAGAAGCUUAUAUCGAAGUACAAGAGGUCCACGAUGAUGGUACUCCCCCAAUCAAGACUUUUGAACAUAUUCCAAGCGAGAUUGGAGCUGAAGAGGCAGAGGAAGUUGGUGUAGAACACUUGCUCAGGUGAGAUCGUUAUUCUUUUUUAAACCGAACGCAGAAUUUUGAUAAUCAUAUUGGUGUCAUGUUAAUAAAUUUCAGAGACAUUAAAGACCAAACCGCUGGCACGUUGUCCCAAAGAAUCACUGAUCAACUGAUGGGCCUAAGAGGUCUCAGUCAACAAUUGGCCGAAAUCCAGAGAUACCUUAAAGAUGUCAGCGAGAAGAAUUUGCCUAUCAACCAUUCUGUUGUCUACUACAUUCAGGAGAUGCUGAAUCUUCUGCCUGAUGUCACCAAACCCGACUUUGUGGACUCUCACAACGUCCAGACCAAUGAUGAGUUGAUGUGUGUAUACCUGGGUUCGUUGGUUCGUACUGUUAUUGCCCUACAUAAUCUCAUUGACAACAAACUGGCCCUCCAAAGUGCUUCGAAUAACGUGUAA